Molecule: messenger RNA, 2314 nt
Organism: Marmota monax (woodchuck)
Lineage: Eukaryota; Metazoa; Chordata; Mammalia; Rodentia; Sciuridae
Gene: Nagk
Product: N-acetylglucosamine kinase
Exons: 10
Coding region: 1309-2190 (293 amino acids)
Molecular function (GO): N-acetylglucosamine kinase activity
Source: RefSeq, a predicted model, not a curated record
GGCGGGGCGGAAGGUCGUGGCCAGCAGGGUGUGCAGGUAGCCUCGCACCUCAGGAUCCGGCCACUGUGGGCUUCUGGGUUGCAGGGCCUUACGGAGAAAGGGUGUGUCACGUGCAGGGCCAAUCUUAAGUGCGAGGCGUUGUGCCUUGCAGGGUCUCGGUGAGUGCCAAGGCCACACCCCAGGGGGUCCUUUGUAUUUUACGGCGGAACCACGCCCCUUUCUUCCACCGACAACUCACUGGACAGCCCACUCGGCGUAUUCCCUCUGGGAAAGCAGCUUUUUCCUCAUUUCCAGAUCCAGAAGGAGUUUUUGCAGAACAGGUGUCAGGUGUGAAGUUUCUGGGUUGGAGAUAGCAAGCUGGAGUGAGUGGAAGCUGGGACAAAGAUAUUUGCCUGAGGGUAUCUGGGAGCCUGAACAGCUGCGAGACACAGUGUUCAUCCUGGUGCCCAUGCCCCAAAGCUUUCAUUUAUCUUGGCACCACAGGCACCUCAUGCUGGUUUGAAUCUUCUGUUACUCUAUUUUUCUGCUAAGAAUCUUGUCUGUAGGACUUUCUGUAGUAGCUCUGCCCCGGGUAUAACUUUGGGUAAUACCUCUCUGAGCUUCAGUUACUGAGGACAGAAAGGAACAAGAUGAUUGAUUACCAGAUUCCCUGCCAGUGACAAGAUUCUGUGAAUCUGAAUGUGUUGACUCAGGAUAUAAUAGAAGGUGACUUGUUUCAGAGCUUUUGAAUUGGAUUGAAUUCAUUUCAGUGUAUGCCAUGUCUCACUGCUGACUUACCCAAAAGUCUUUUCACAUGAAUUGUGAAGGUUGAUUUCCCCAUCCUGUACCAUCUUGUAUUUGUAGCACUUUUUUUUUUAAACCUCAGUACAGUGUAGGUAGCAGUUUGUAUUCAUCCCUGUAACAUUCAUCUAUAAGCUAUAACCCAUUUUUUUCAGUUUGUCAAGAUAUUGUUUUGGAUGUUGAAUCUACCACUUCACAUGCAUUGACUACUGUUUGAAACUUCGUGUCUUCUUUGAAUCCGAUGAGAAGGUCUUCAGUGUCCUCUCCUAAGACAUUCCUAAAAGUACUGAUCCAUAAGGAAACACACAUCCCAUCACCACAGAUCUGCCUCUAAACUACCAUUUUCCCCAGUAAUCAGCAUUGGAGGGUUUAAUUGAUUGUGUGUAAAUUCUCCCUGCCAUCUGGGGAGGCACACGGUCCAAGGUCCUUUUACUUUCCGAGGAUGGGCAGAUCCUGGCAGAAGCAGAUGGACUGAGCACAAACCACUGGCUGAUCGGGACAGAAAAAUGUGUGGAGAGGAUCAACGAGAUGGUGAACAGGGCCAAACAGAAAGCAGGGGUGGAUCCUCUGGUACCUCUGCGAAGCUUGGGCCUAUCCUUGAGUGGUGGGGAGCAGGAGGAUGCACUGAGGAUGCUGACGGAGGAGCUGAGGGACCGAUUUCCCUACCUGAGUGAAAACUACUUUAUCACCACGGAUGCUGCAGGCUCCAUCGCUACAGCUACACCAGAUGGUGGGAUCGUGCUCAUCUCUGGAACUGGCUCUAACUGCAGGCUCAUCAACCCUGAUGGCUCCGAGAGUGGCUGCGGCGGCUGGGGCCACAUGAUAGGAGACGAGGGCUCAGCCUACUGGAUUGCACACCAAGCAGUGAAAAUAGUGUUUGACUCCAUCGACAACCUAGAGGCGGCUCCUCAUGAUAUUGGUUAUGUCAAGCAGGCCAUGUUCAACUAUUUCCAGGUGCCAGAUCGGCUAGGAAUCCUCACCCACCUGUACAGGGAGUUUGACAAAAGCAGGUUUGCUGGGUUUUGCCGGAAAAUUGCCGAAGGUGCCGAGCAGGGAGACCCCCUUUCCCGCUACAUCUUCAGGAAGGCUGGGGAAAUGCUGGGCAGACACAUCGUAGCAGUGCUGCCCGAGAUUGACCCGGUCUUGUUCCAAGGGAAGAUUGGCCUCCCCAUCCUGUGUGUGGGCUCUGUGUGGAAGAGCUGGGAGUUACUGAAGGAAGGUUUCCUUUUGGCGCUGACCCAGGGUAGAGAGAUCCAGGCUCAGAACUCCUUCUCCAGCUUCACCCUGAUGAAGCUGAGGCACUCCUCCGCCCUGGGUGGGGCCAGCCUAGGGGCCAGGCACAUUGGGCACCUCCUCCCCAUGGACUACAACGUCAAUGCCAUUGCCUUCUACUCCUACACCUUCUCCUAGGGGACUGGUCCUAGAUCCUCCCAUUCUAAGCCUAGUGGACAUUGGGUGCUAGAAAGGAGGUCUUUUCUUUUUUAAAAACACAUAUAGAAGAAAAUAAAUGCACUCUGCCCAUUCCCCAAUUGGA